Merops nubicus (carmine bee-eater) is the source of this 258-nucleotide messenger RNA. It is a transcript of the gene TEX264, whose product is annotated as testis expressed 264. Gene Ontology annotation, cellular component: autophagosome membrane; replication fork; nucleus. NCBI's taxonomy places the organism in Eukaryota, Metazoa, Chordata, Aves, Coraciiformes, Meropidae. The transcript has a single exon. The annotation marks the transcript as partial. The record is from RefSeq and is a predicted model, not a curated record. Gene Ontology annotation, biological process: protein-DNA covalent cross-linking repair; reticulophagy.
AUGUCCGACUGGGUGCUCCUGGGGCUGAUCGCGGCACUGGUCACGCUGCUGCUGCUGACCGUCUUCGGUUUCGUGGUGUACUCGGGACUCUUCGCAGAGGUGGUGGUGAGCGCCGGCUCCCCGCCUGUCGGCAGCAUCACGCUGGCCUACAAGUUCAGGGUGGGCCCCUAUGGGGAGUCGGGGCAGCUCUUCACGGACGGCUGCAGCAUCUCGUCGAAGCUCUGCUCCAUUGGCGUCUACUACGACAACCCUCACACG